UACUGUCUACGUUUCUUGGAUAUUUUCAUGUUACACGUUUUGAAGUGAGUGCUUUAAUAUUACAAAUUCCCAAUAUAAGACGAAAGAAAAUAUUGUAAAAUGCCUUAAAUUACAAUCUAAAUUUGGAUGGAUUUCCAAGUUAGCUCAAUCAAAUUAGAAGGCCACCAUAUUGAAGAACAUAAUAAACAGAAAUUUACAUAUUUAACUACAAACAUUGAUCAAGAUAUCAUUCAUACCGAAAUGGUCACAAUACAAAUGAAAAUGCCGUUAAAUAAUACAAUAAUAAAGCUUAACAACACAGAACAACAACAAAAACAACAGGCUAUGACGUCAGCGCAACAAGAACAACAACAACAAACUGAACCUUUAACAUCAUCAUCAAAGCUUGCAACAACGAAAAACGAGAAUAACAUAAACACGCCAUCAUUAUCAACACAAGCACGCAUUAUAUUUAAAAAGUCACAUACAUGUGGCAGUUUAUUUGCCAAGUGUCAUUGUGACGAUAAUGUCGAACAUUCUAAUUCUAAUGAAAAUUACACGACGUCAAACGAGAGCAAAGUUCAUCUUCUUAAUAACAAAGACAACACUAACACGACUAAUUAUCUUUUUAAUUAUAAUCAACAAACUUCGAAUAAUAAGAAACAUAGUAAUAACUUAUCGGAGCCUGUCCAAUAUCCGGUACAGAAUACAUUCAUAUCGAAUCGUUCGAAUUCAUUAGACAGUUUUACAAUUACACCAACAACACCAACACCAACAAUCUGCGAUGAAGUGAAUAACAAUACAAUUGAAACACGGAAAAAUGAAAAAGAAUCAUCUUACCCAACAUUGGAACAUUUUGCGAUUGCAAAAAUUUGUCAAGAUCAUCCGGAAUUGUGUUUAAAACAUCCAGAAUUUCCAUUCCCAAUACCACCGAGUGAUAAAAAACUAUCGAAAUUAGUGAAUGAAUCAACUACAUCAACUGGAGGAGGAACAACACCACCAUUAAAAAAUAUUUCGCGAAGUGAUGACGUGAAUAAACGUAAAAUUAUUGAAUCACCACCUCCAUUAAGUUUGUCACAAAUAUUUGAGACACGCGAUUAUGUACCACCAUUUCAAGAUACAUUUCCAAAAAUAAAUUUACAUAGUAAGUCAAUAAGUAAGUCAGAAGACGAUCCAGCGAAUAUAUAUUUUAAAGAGUCUGGUAUUAUUGGACCAAUGGGGAACGGAGCAUCAACGGUGAUACGUAAAAAUUCUAAGAAUUUAACGACAUCUUCAACCGUUACCACGGAUUGUACAGCAAUGCCUGUAAAUACAAUACGGAAAAAUUCGAAAAUUAUGAUUGAAAAUGUGAAAAAACGUAGUUCGGUUAUGUCGGAAGAUUAUGAAUAUUUAAAAACAGUUGUACCACAUUUACGUAAAGAAUUACAAAAUUGGGAGGAUAAAGCUAAAUGUUUGGAAAAUGAAAUAUUUGAAGUAAGAGAAAAGUUACAAAGAAAAGAUUCGGAGAUUUUGAAACUACAACGUGAAAUUCAUAAGCUUAAGAGCGUACUGCAACAAACCACAUUAACACAAAACGGUAACGAUAUUUUAACUAGCCUUCAAGAACGCCAUGGCAUGGCAAAUCGGUUAUAUAAAACACAACCAGGUGCUGUUUCGGUUCCGAGUAAUAUAUCAACAAGUCUUAAAAAACAAGGUGUGUCAGCUGAAUCUAGUGAUUCUGCUCAACAGGAAGCAUCCGAAAUACAAAUUACACGUUAUGACAAAGAUUUUAGAUCUAAACAACUAAUAAAAGACGCAAUCAUGGAUAAUGAUUUCCUAAAGAAAUUAGAUGCAUGUCAAGUACGUGAACUUGUCGAUUCAAUGUAUCAAAAGGAUUAUGAAGCUGGUUCAUAUGUGAUACGUGAAGGUGAAGCUGGUGCACAUUUGUUUGUAUCCGCUAAUGGUGAAUUUGAAGUGAUUAAAGAUCAUGUUGUACUUGGUAAAAUGGGACCGGGCAAAGCAUUUGGUGAAUUAGCUAUUUUAUAUAAUUGUACACGAACAGCAUCAAUACGAGUUAUUGUCGAUUCAAAAGUAUGGGUCUUGGACCGGCGAGUAUUUCAACAAAUUAUGAUGCGCACAGGAUUACAAAGAUUACAAGAUAACAUCAAUUUCCUUCGAUCAGUGCCUUUAUUACGUAACUUAAGCAACGAUGUUCUAGCAAAAAUAGCUGACGUUUUAGAAGUGGAAUUUUAUCCAUCUGAUGCAUAUAUUAUUCGACAAGGCGCUAGCGGUGAUACAUUUUUCAUAAUUAGUGGUGGUACAGUUAAAGUAACUCAACGUGCACCAGGUCAAACAGAAGAGGAGGAUAUUAGAAUAUUACAACGCGGUGAUUAUUUUGGUGAACAAGCAUUAUUAAAAGAAGAUUGUCGUACGGCUUCCGUAAUUGCACUACAUCCUGGUGUUGAAUGUCUAACCUUGGACAGAGACUCAUUUAUUCAAUUAAUUGGUGAUUUAAGUGAAUUAUUAGAAAAAGAUUAUGGAGAUGAACAAAGAGCAACAACACGACCAAAUAGUUCGUUAAAUGUGACUGCAGAAAUCGGUCAAGAAUAUGAACACAUACAAUUGGAUGAUUUGGACGUAAUUGCAACAUUAGGAAUUGGUGGAUUUGGGCGAGUUGAAUUGGUACAAUAUGCGUACGAUCGAAAUCAAACAUUUGCGUUAAAAUGUCUUAAAAAACAGCAUAUUGUUGAUACUCACCAACAGGAACAUAUUUAUAGUGAAAAAAAUAUAAUGAUGAACUGUAGAAGUCCAUUUAUUUGCAGGUUAUACAAAACUUUUAAGGAUAACAAAUAUGUAUACAUGCUGUUGGAAGCUUGCCUAGGCGGUGAAGUAUGGACAAUUUUAAAAGAUCGCAGUUACUUCGAUGAUCAUACAACUAGAUUUAUUACAGCUUGUGUUAUUGAAGCAUUUGAUUAUUUACAUUCAAAAGGAAUUAUUUAUCGUGAUUUGAAACCAGAAAAUUUACUGUUAGAUAAUAAAGGCUACGUAAAAUUAGUUGAUUUUGGUUUUUCGAAAAAAAUUGGUUUUGGUAAAAAAACUUGGACUUUCUGUGGUACACCAGAAUAUGUUGCUCCCGAAACAAUAUUAAAUAAGGGUCAUGAUAGAGCGGUAGAUUAUUGGGCAUUAGGUAUAUUAAUGCAUGAACUAUUAACAGGAACGCCACCAUUUACAGCAUCUGAUCCUAUGAAAACUUAUAACAUAAUUUUAAAAGGAAUUGAUAUGAUCGAUUUUCCUAGGCAUAUUACAAGAACAGCGCAAAGUUUGAUCAAAAGACUGUGUCGUGAUUCGCCUUCUGAACGUCUUGGUUACCAACGCGGUGGAAUUCAAGACAUCAAAAAACACAAAUGGUUUCAAGGAUUCGAUUGGGAUGGUUUAAAAAAUAAAACAAUGACACCACCAAUUGUACAAAGUGUGAGAGGACCAUGUGAUACAUCGAAUUUCGAAGGAUUUUCAAAGGAUAAUGAUAUACCACCUGAUGAAUUAUCAAAUUGGGAUGCAAGUUUCUGAUUAGAUAUAUUAUUAUUCAGUAAAUUUUAAAGAAGGGACAAUUGCACAACAAUAAAAUAUAAUUCAGUAUUUUUAUUGAACAUAUUUAUAGAUAGCUCAAAUUUCUUGGUAUCGUCAUUUAAUAUUGGCUUUGUCUUCCAAAUAAUAUGUGUCUUAUCGAGCACGAACGAAAUGAGGUAGCAUUACAAUUACAGUGAAACUUGGUUAAGUGAAAUCUGGAUAAGUGAGAAACCUCCAUAACUGGAACUCGUUCUGAGGUCUCAACACUUUGGCACUGAAUUAUCUCUGCUAGUGGGAAAAAGCAAACAUAACUGAGACAGUGAGUGAAUUUUGUAUGCAUUAGACUCUGUAACUGAAAACUUAGAUAACAUCGUUUUGUUUAUUUACUUACGCAUUCUUAUUUUACCCGCAAAUUCCGCACUUAACUUUUAGUUCUGCUUUACUCUCAUAUGGAUGUUUAUUUGAAAAAUGCCGAAACGAAGGCCCAAAUCGUUAUCAGUACGUGAAAAACUGAAGUUAAUAUGCGUUUAUGAAAGUGGGAAGACACGCGAUGAAAUCUGUGUCGAAUUUAAUGUGCCAAAAUCUACUCUCUGUAGAAUAAUUCAGAAAAAUAAAACGUGUACCUUUUUCAGAAUAUCUUGAACUUGCUAACAUGGGUAAAGCAAUUGCGUAACAAAAACGUACCGGUAAGUGGACUGAUGAUUAAAGAAAAGGUACAGGAUUUCGCGGAAAGGAUCGAUAUUCAUAAUUUUUGUAACAGCAAUGUUUGGUUGGAAUAUUUUAAAAAUAUUCCAAAAAUAUAUUGUUGAUGUUAACAAAUGUAGGUAAUGGAUUAAGCCUGUCAGUUCUUCUGCCUACUUAUUCUGUUGAUGACAUUUUUAACGCAGUCGAAGCGGAUUUACUUUAUAGUUGUCCUUUCUUUUUAUUUAAUAAUCGCACCUCUAUAACUGAAAUAGCCUGUAUUCUGAUCUUGAUUAAUGGAACUCUCUGUAAAUGAGGCGGAUAUUUAUUUAUGCCUGGAUAUCUGAGACACUGGGUAAGUGGAAUAUCUCUAUAAAUGAGACAAAUUUGCAGGCUCCUUGAUGUCUUACUUAAUCAGGUUUCACUGUAUAUGUUAAAAUUGACAAAGUAAAGCAAUUUAUUACAUAAAUAAAAUAAUUUACAACGAACUGAAAAAAUAUUGGCACAAAAUUUUUUACGAAAUUGAAUGCUCAAACUCGAUAGAGUCGUUUUAUAUUAAAACAAAUUUAUGGUUUUAAAUCUUUGAAUAGCAUAUGCCAAUGAUUUAUUCGCGUUUAAGUUUCCUUUUUGAAAAAUUUCCAGAAAAAAUUUUAAGCGAUAAAAUAGGGCCAUAAAUCAAGAUGGGCAACACAUUUUUAUAGUUUAUCUUCUCAAACGGCUAUUGAAUUGUUUUUUUCUAAUUUAAAAUGUUCAUCUAUCGAUUAUCAGUUAUGGAGUAGAGUGAGCUUUUCAUUAAACUUGAAAACAUAGAUCAAGUUUAACAUCUGCGUAAGAUGUGCACCUACACACCCAACAUGUUUUGCUUGGAGCAUUUUUAUCAAUAAAACUUAUUUUUCGAGUUUCAAGCAUAUGCCAACUUAAAAAGUAAUAAAUAUCUACAACUUUUGUAUUAAAAAAAAAAAAAAUUUUAAAGUAAUAAAUUUCCACAAUAUUGCAAUUUGACAGAAAAUCAAUAAUUAUGAGGAAUUUUAAAAACAUUUUGAAAAGUAAUUGCCGACUCUAUCGUGUACCUACAAAUUUUAACCAUAUAAAUAAACUUCAACUAAUAAUGCACAAGACUUUGAACAUUAAAGUCAGAGAAUAUAUCGGUAAAAUUAAAGCAAAGGCAAAAAAAAUUGGAUACUUCUGGUUUAUGUUAGACUGGAAACAAAUUUAUAUACUUCUGCGGUUAUUGUAAGUGUCCUUCGUAAAUGUAAAAUGUAUAACUCCCUUUUUUAUUUAGUAUAUAUUCACGAUAUAUUACUUUUGUAUAAAAAUUAUUUUAAAGAGUACGAGCCUGUAUUUAUAAAGCGCGGGAAUAGAUGAGUUAAAAUAGAUUUUUAUUAUUUCACUUAUAGAAAGCACUAUUAAUUAAUGGUAAAUUGCUUCGUACCCAAAAACUACAAAGUACAAGCUUUCGAAUGAGUUGCACAUCAUCUCGAUUAGAUCAUUGGGCUCAGCGAUAGGUACAGCUGUUUGGAAUUUCAGGAAAAAUAUUUGAUUCUUCUUAAAAGGGGUGAUUUUUUUAUGGCAUUUUUGGUAGCUUACGUAAUCGAAGUUAACUUAUUUCUAGACCUAACUAAAUUAUAAAAUAAAUCCACAUAUUUUGUAAUAACGAAAGACAAGAAAUUUUUUAAAUUAUUGUCAAAUUUUAACUAAAAAUUUAUAAACAUAUGACUAGAAUUCUAAAUAUUGUCCGUCCACUUUUCACAAAUUAAUCAAAAAUUU
Chrysoperla carnea is the source of this 5973-nucleotide messenger RNA. Its product is annotated as cGMP-dependent protein kinase, isozyme 1-like. Gene Ontology annotation, molecular function: cGMP-dependent protein kinase activity; ATP binding. Bases 127 to 3525 code for a protein of 1132 amino acids. The record is from RefSeq and is a predicted model, not a curated record. The transcript has 12 exons. Gene Ontology annotation, biological process: protein phosphorylation. NCBI's taxonomy places the organism in Eukaryota, Metazoa, Arthropoda, Insecta, Neuroptera, Chrysopidae.